This is a messenger RNA of Plasmodium vinckei vinckei, 4053 nucleotides long. RefSeq names its product cytoadherence linked asexual protein 9, putative. The record is from RefSeq and is a predicted model, not a curated record. The coding region runs from base 1 to 4053 and encodes 1350 amino acids. NCBI's taxonomy places the organism in Eukaryota, Apicomplexa, Aconoidasida, Haemosporida, Plasmodiidae. Gene Ontology annotation, biological process: adhesion of symbiont to microvasculature. The transcript has 9 exons.
AUGAUUAAUUGGUUCAUUCAAUCAUCGAUAUUAUAUAUAGGAAUACUGUUUUUUCAGAAUAUUUAUUGCUUUAAUGUAGAGGAUAAUAAAAAUGAAUUAAAAAAGGUCAUCGACAAUGAUUUGCUCCAUAGUGAGCUAAAUAGAUUGGAAGAUAUGCUAUUAUAUACAAUAGAGCAUGAUGAGUUCAAGUUACCAAUAAAAACAAAAAAUGUCAAAGAUGAAUAUAUUAAUAAUAAUUUUAAAGAAAUAAUUAUCGAAGAUGAAACUUCAAAUAAGGAUGAGCCAUAUCUUAUAUUAAAACAUGAUGCUACAGUUGAAGAUGUAAUAAAUUAUGAACACAUUUUAAAGGAACAAGUGGCUUUAAAAUAUGAUCCUUCGAUAUCAGAUAAAAUUAAAAAUAAAGUCCUAGUUGUAAGAACAUUAAAAAUUGUUAAAUUUAUGCUACUACCAAUUAAUCAAUAUAAAAAAACUCAAGACAUCAAAGAAGCCUUACUCGAAUUAAAUAAAAUGUUUACUUAUGAUCGUAAAAAAGAUAAAAAUAAUAAUUAUGUCACAUCGAAAUUAAAAAAAACAACUUAUGAAAAUAUGUUAUAUUCAUUAAAAAUUCUCAAAGCCAAAAAUCAAAUUCCAGAAAAUCCUGAUAUCAGUGAGGAUGAUAUUGACUACAAAGACUUAUUAUUUUCUUAUGAACCCGACAUUGAAUAUAUGAAAAAACAUGAUGUUCUAUCUAACCAUUAUGGCAUCGGCAUAUAUAAUUAUAUAGGAACCCAUUAUAUAGCGCUUGGCUAUUUUAUCACACUCAAGAUGGCACUCAAACAUUUCGAUAAAUACUUUGUCGAUGGAGAGUUAAAAUUUUACACGUGGGGAACAAUAUUGCAACACACACCUGACGAUCGAUUUAAGGCUUUAGAUUUAAUGUGUGAUGAUACAUACACCAAAAAAAUGAUCAUUAAUAAAAAAAAUAGUAUAGCAAAAAGCCAAAUUAGAUCAGCUUCUCAAGAUUGUUCAGUAUUAGAAUUUCUUAUACAUCAAUAUAAUAUAUAUCAAGUUGAAUUAUUUAAAAGGGCUUCCAUUAUAAAUUUGAAUAUACAAUUAUUUUUAGAUACGAAUGAUUUAAAAGAAAAAUUUUUUACCUUUAUGUGUAAAAAAACUAAUGAAUGUAAUAUAUACAGAGGCCCACAAUUUAAGCGUGAAGACAAAAAACAUCAUGAUUUUGUGGAUAAUAAUUAUAAUUUUAAUAAUUACCUCAUAGAAAAAGAUGAGAAAAACAAUCCAUAUAAUGUAUAUACCAAUUAUUAUUAUUUUAUAAAAUAUUAUAACGAGUUUAAUCCAGACCAAAUUAUUUAUGUACAUAUUUUUAAUAUAAUCGGAAUUUUAAGUGGAAAUCCUAGUGCGCUUGUUAGCUCGUUAUUUUUGCCAGGAUACUAUAAUGCCAUCCAAAUUUCUUAUAUUGAAAAUCGUCAUAUAUCGCAGUUUUAUGACAAUCUAGUAAAAUGUUACAAGGUAUGCCAUUAUAGAAAAGCACAUUCUCUCAGCAGUAACGUUAAAAAAGAGUUUACUAAUAAAACAUAUGACACUUCCCAGUGUAGUAUAUGUGAAGGAACCGCAUUCUAUAUAAAUAAUCGUACUGAAAAUGGUGUUUCUAUGUUACAAAAAUAUUACAACUAUAUAACACAAAAUUUGAAAGUGAAUGCUUUAAAUAAUUUGUCAAAUAAAAUGCACAUUUACGAAAGUUAUAAUAAUUUUUUAAUGCAUGAUUUAAAUUGGUUUACUUUCCUCUUCCUAUUUAGAAUGACAACAUAUCAAGAUAUACACAAUAAUACAAUAUCGAAUGCCAUGUUUCUAAACCUGCACAUUGAAAAUAAACCCAAAAGAAAUAUAAUAACAUUCCAUUGGUAUCCAUCAUAUUUAAAAAAGUUUAUCAUUCAUUAUGUUCGAAAAACUAAGUCUGCAUCUUUGUUAGGCGAAUUAGAAAGUAGAGUAAAAAAAGAAACUAUAGAAAAAAUGAAAAAUAGCAUACGAUUUGUUAUGCAUAUCAAUUCAAUAUUACAACUUGACUUUUUUUAUUAUCUAAAUGAAACACCCCUAAGAAGUACUCACCCAUAUGGUUUAACAAUGCUUAUUGAGGAUAAAUUUAAAGAUUGGUUUAUGAAUUAUUUAACAGGAUUUACUAUGGUCAAUUAUGAUGAUAGUAAUGGUCGAUUUGAUUUACCAAAGAAACGUCAAAGGAAUGAAUUUUUAGCAUCCAAAUUAAAAAUGUGGACUCUUUUUAUGAAAAAAAUUAUUAGCGAUUCAUAUACUCAAUACUUUAAUCAAAAACAUGUUAUAAAUUUAUUUAAAUAUCAUGACACAUUCAACAUAAGUAACAAAAUUAUGUUAAUGAGAGAUUCCUAUGAACUUUAUAUGAACAAUUUUGAUAAAAUAUUUUUCACUGGGGAUGUUUUGAUAAACAAUAAAUUUUUAUCGUCAACUCCCAAAAUACAAAUGGUAGGGGAUAGAGCAUUAUAUUAUUUGCAUGGUCUAUGGGGAAAUCAAAUUAACUUUUACAAAUUUGGUGUAAUAUAUGGAUAUACUAUAAACAAAAAACUUCUAAGAGAGAUCGUUGAAGAAUUAUACGACAUUUAUUCUGCCAACAAAAAUGUUUUUAAUGAAAUAUCUUUUAUGCAAACGGUUCGACUACUAUUCAAAAAAGUUCAACAAAGCUUCUUUUCCCAUCGUCGAAAUGAUUCAGUGAGCAUGAACAACAUCUUCUUCUUCAACGUCCGACCCAACUACUCCAGAUUAUCAAAAGAAGAGAGGCACCAAGAAAUCCACGAAUCAUUGGCAUCUCGUUUUUUCGAGAAAACAUUGUUUUCAAUAUUCCAUAUCAUGUUUGUUAUUAAAAUAAGUAAGCAUGUAGAUAGACUUGAUGCAAUAUAUGGAAAAGCAAAUAUGCUACGUAUGAUUGUACAUGAAGAACCACAGUUAAGAUUUGAAUAUUUAUAUAAUGGCAGUAUGAUUGAUAGUCUAUUAAAUGUAUUUUUCCCUUUAUAUAUAAAAAAACCAGCAGCACAAAUAAAGUAUGGUAAAACAUUUAUUUUAGCUAAUAUGUUUAGACUAUCAUCAGAAUUGUUUGCUAUUUAUAAUUUAAAUAAUUUAAGUAUGCUAUGUGAGUAUCAAGCUAUAACGGGUGCUAACUUUUAUUCCUUCAAAAAACUUUCCGAGUUUAUUGAUAGAAAAUUUGUACCUUUUAUUUUAUUUGGUUACUAUUUGAAAAUUAGUAGUGAAGUUAAUAAUCCAACUCGAACCAGAUUUCAAGCAUUUAAGGAUCGUGCAGUAAAUAAUGGACUGAUUGUCCCUACACUUCUUUAUAAAUCUGGAUAUUUGUCUGGUAAUCUUCUAUAUAGACACAUAUAUUUUUUCCCAAAUAAUUUAAUUGAUGAAUUACAAAAACAAACCGACUGGAUGGAAACGUAUAAAAAGGAUAAUAAACCAAGCGCAUUUUAUUUUGACUUUCAAGCAUUUUUUGCUACUGCUCAUAGUCUUUCUUUAAAAUCAUUUUUAUUUGCAUUAAGUGUAUAUUACUGUUUCUUUGACUAUUCUUUAUUUUUAUCCCGAUUAUCAAGCCGUGUAUUUGAUAGAUUUAUAACAGUUGUAGAAACAUAUGUUAAUGCAUAUUUUAGAUCCAUGGUUAAUAAAUGUUCAAUUGAUGUUUUUUUAAAAGCUAUUUCAAAAAUUUAUGAAGAGACACAAAAAGAAGGAUACUAUAGAGAUAUUAUCGAAUCCAGAAUUGCAGCUAAACAACAUUGUAAUAAUAAUAUAUAUUGUGAACCGACACAAAAAAUUGCAGAUUUAAUUGAACCCAUUGAUAUUGGAGAAACACAAUAUGGAAUAACAUUUUUUUACAAAGAUGACCAUUUACGGUUUGAAAAUUUAGAUGACAAUGAGCUAUUUUUAAAUGAUAAACAUAUUAUAAAUUAUGAAAUUGAUGUAAACCUUAAUCAAAACGACGUCGAUAUUAAUGAUGAUAUAGUUCAAGCAUGUAACUUAAAUGGCCAUAAAUCUGAUCGAUAA